This is a messenger RNA of Clavispora lusitaniae ATCC 42720, 1893 nucleotides long. RefSeq lists its product as uncharacterized. The record is from RefSeq and is a predicted model, not a curated record. NCBI's taxonomy places the organism in Eukaryota, Fungi, Ascomycota, Pichiomycetes, Serinales, Metschnikowiaceae.
AUGUCAAAGGCCCACGAAGUCCUAAAGGGAGUAGGGUAUGGCUUGUGGUACUCGCAGCACCAUAUUAUCCAUUCCUUUGUUAUUAUACCCUUUGGUAUCAUUGUUUUAUUUGCAAUUCUUUAUGGGUUCAAUGUUCUUCUCGCUGACGUUUUCAAAAUCCAAUUUCCGGCGUCGGUGCUCGGCAUGUUGAUCAAUUUGCUUGUUUUGUGUGCCUUAGGCUCACUUUCGUCGUUAGCGGCUCAAAAAUCAGGGCCGAACCCCACCUGGAAAACAAAAAUCGGCCUCCUGGCGCAGUGGAUAUUAGAACACUACCUCACAAUCAUUAAGCCGUCCAUGAACUUCAGCUUGAAAUGGAUUAAUGUGUUUUUCAUCCCCUCCUUCAUCAUUUUACCCUUAAGUGAUCACAUCACUUUCAUCGAAUGUUUGAAAAUCGCUGCGGUGUUUGUCAUUGGCGGAAUCUUUUUGAUGGUGUUUGAUGUGUACUUAAUCCUCGGUUUGAAAUUCAUCUUGAAGAAGAUAGGUAUUUACUCGUUUGAUCUUGACAAAUCAGAGAGUGCAGUCUCCGAAGAUGAGGAGGAUGACGAAGAAUUGGAGCUUUUCAACUUGAACAAGCCAUACACUUCCACAAGAGACGACAUUACUACUAUCGACAUGUCGUCACUACGGGCAACGAAAACCGAACCUGCUACUAAAACUCGGUCCUUGUCUGUUUCUGAGAAUCCUUUCUCUGACCAGAAUAAUGCUGACCCGGCGAUCAGAAGAAUCUCAACAUCAGCGGGUGUGGUACCUAAUCCAUCUGAAAGUGCUUCUAAUCAAACAAAUGUAUUUUCAUCGGAACACUCCCCUGCCAACCCAUCCCCACCUCCUUCGGAAUCCAUUGCGCCCGCUUCUUCUAAGGAUGAGAAUGCUCAUCUUUCUCAUCUUUCACCACUUUCUCAGAAGACCACCAUUUUCGUAGCGAACUACAUUGACUGGUUCCUUUAUUUAUUGUUAUUUUUCGUGUCCUUGCCCUUUUACUAUGUAUCAAGCAUACAUGUCAUGCUUCCAUAUCACUUGGGUUUAACGGUCAUCGCAUAUUACUUAGCAUUACUUAUUCCCAUGAAAUUUCCUAAGCUGAAAAAGUUUGCACAUCCGAUCUUGAUUCUGACGGCAGAAAUCCUAUUCGUUUGCUUCAUUGGUUCCCUAAUUUACCACAAAGGAUCACCCAAAGGGUUUCUUGACGACUUGCGAUUCUACAAAACAGGAAAAAAUUAUCUUAACCUUUUCAGUGGAAAAGCAUUGUAUGAUAAUGGUGAAAAGGUGCCCCAAAAAUUUCUUGAUGAGCAUUUUACUUCUGAGCCACUUUGGCCCGGAUGUGGUGACAUUUUAUCCUCUCUCAUGGACAUCUCCAUUGUCUCGUUAUCGUUACCUAUGUUUACGCACAAGAAGGACUUCAUCAAGAACUUUUGGGUCUUGAUGCCACCUCUCUUGAUUUCCAUGGUGCUCACCUUUUUCUGUUACCCAAUCAUUUGCUUCAAAAUCGGAAUCAGUUCUGAACGCUCCAUCGGCUUUAUCGGCAGGCUGGUCACUUUGGCCUUAGGAACCCCGUUGAUCGGCGCACUUGGAGGAUCUGUUGCCUUGAUGGCUGUUUGUACGAUUCUUAGUGGUAUUUGUGGCGUGUUGAUUGGCGAUGCUUUCUUCAAUCUUCUCCGGGUUCCUUCCAAUGAUUUUGUGACCAGAGGUGUUACCUUGGGUAUUAAUUGCGGAGCAAUUGCCACGGCGCAUUUACUUAAUGUUGACCCAAGAGCUGCUUCGAUGAGCUCUUUGAGUUUCAGUGUCUUUGGUACCAUCAUGAUUAUCUUGGCCAGUAUUGGUGCUGUGCGUGAUUUGAUUCGAAGCUGGGCUGGUCUUUGA